UGAAUUUUAUUUGCCUAACGUUUGCUGUGUUUCUGUGUGGAUCAGUUUCUUUGGCAUUUACGUGGAAAUGCUCGAUGCCCGCACCACAAAAAGAUCUUGAUAUUUCUAAGCUAAAUAACACAGUUUGGUACCUUGGAAUUCAAACUAACGACGCCGUUUCGGCGGAUGUAACAUGUGCUCGCAUACACAAUUUUACAGUAACUUCUACAGGACUUGAAGUUCAUACGGAAGAAUUUGGUGCUGGGUCUCACAGAACUGAUUUUAUCACUCACCUUAUACGUCAGCGGCUGGGAGUUUACCACGAAAGUACUGAAGACGAACCAUUUUUAAAAACCGCACACGAGUACACGUUGAAUGGAAAAUUUAAUCCCGAAGCGCGUAAGGAAGAUGAGAAACACUUGCUCAAAGACGAUUACGUGUUUAUAACCGAUUAUUCCAAUUACUUGGGAGUAGUGGUCUGUCCAGCAAAAGAAGAAUGGCUACUCUGGAGUUACUUCAGGCACCCAAAACCGUCUCUAAAUAAUGUCGUCAAAUUCUACAAUAACAUUCACGAACUUGGUGUGUCUGCUCGUUUUCAUGCAUCUCGUUGCAAUGAAAAGGAUUUCACCAUAUAAAAGCAAGAUAAUCGAACGUUUGAUACCGUCACAACGUAUUAAUUCUGUUAUUUCCGAUAACCAGUACAAAUAUUUCUCACAUUAAUCAUUCUGAUGAACUAUUUUUUUUUCCAAAGUUGAUUAAUUCUAUUCGAUUGAUUGCGAUAAUCGUUUUUUUUUUGUGAACUCGUGAUAAUAUCUUCGACCAUGUUCAAUAUUGAAGAAGUAAACACGUUUUGUGAAAGAUAUGAAUGUAUUUAUCAUUUCUAUCCUAGUUGUUCGGUUUAUGGUAAAUGUUUGGGUCAUAUUCAUUAUUAUUGUAUAAUUCAGAUUAUAUAAUCUUUAUUUAGAGUAUGUUAUACGGAAAAUAGUUAAUACAAUUUAUCCCAAUAAUCUUAUUGCAUCAAAAAUGUUCCUUCCGAUGACGAAUAAAUCUCACAGUGACGCAUACAUGUUUAAAUCAUAUUUGAAAUAAGUUGCAACUGAAAUAUCGAAAUAAAUCAAUGAAGACAGAAAUCAGUUAUAUAAUGUCAACAUUUAAGAAUAUCAUAUCUACUCGUAUAAACGCCUCAAAUGUUUAAUGGAACAACGAUGUGAACAUAAAGGGGGAAAAAUUAAUGCAAGUUGAAGAGUUGAAACAAAUGAAGUGAGUAGAUUUUCCAUUUCCGAACCUUUUGAUAGAUAUUAGUUCUAACACAUUGUUUGCUGUAUUUAUACAAAAUUUGAUGCAUCUAAAAUACGCAAAAAUAUUGAAUAUAUAUAAUGAAGCAUUAUACACUCGUUUUACACUAAGUCUCAAAAUAGGCCACACGUUGACACAAAGCACUAUAGAUAGAUUCUGCUGCGAAAUAUUCGCACUAUGGUGUACCACGAUUCGGGAUAGAAUUAAACACACUGUUGACCAAAAAACACAAAGCAAAUUUACAUUAGCAUUUGGCAAAUUUCAGCUCUUAUAUAUGCUUGUAAUUUUUCACGUUUGGGGUGUUUCUUAUUUUCUUUUAAUUUUCCAACAACUUUAUAAUCUUCAACACGCGCAAUAAUGGGCUCUAUUUUAUGGAUUUUUGUAUCGAAUAUUACUAUCAACAUUUAAUACUAAAUUCCACAUUAGUCAGUCUCCUUCCUUUUCUUCAAUUUAUUUUCAAAUUCAUUUCCGUCGUUAAUGCGAUAAACUUGUACUAUAUGUUACAUCUAUACUGAGUGAGAUGAUAUGCAAAGUAAUCGUAGACGGUAACGGAAAUAGGAAGAGUUAGAUCUCUCCAGUUUUCACCAUAGGACUGUACCACCCAACCAUAGCUGAUGGCACGAAAUUCCGGUACUUGCUCAAUAAACUAUCUAUAAAAAUGAAUUUCUAGAUGUAAUCCGUUUUAGCAUAACAUGUUCAACAACUUCCAAAAUCAAUUAGAGUCGAACAAUUCAUGUAGUCAACCGGCCAAUAAUCAUAUCAUAUUAAACAGGGGAGCGAUGCUCAAAUAUAUGGACACCAAGACCAAAGAAGAGCAGUAGUCUAUACCUUACCUUUUACAGUACCGUCAAAACUUCCGACUUCCGCGCAGCAAAAGAGUACACGAGAGAGGUCGAAGAACCUCUACAAAUAAUUCCUAUUAAUUUUCAAGUGGCCAUCACACAAAAUUUCGACAUGAAAAACGAAUCACAUAAAGCCCAUAGAAAAUUUUGAUAUAUAUAAAUAAAAGUAAUACUCUUUUAGCAAAAUAUACAAUCUUCAACCACUGAAAAUUCCCAAGCACUUGGUCUAGUAGUUGAUAAGAAAAUCGAUUCAUUCCUGACAACAAAACAAAAAAUAACAACAUGAGCAAUAAUUACUAAGAAACGAUUCGUAGGUCCAUUUCGUGUCUAACAAAAAGCUAAUGUGUCUAAUGUUUGUGUAUGACGCCGGGACAAGACGUUGAAAGAUGGGACUGUUCUGCCUAAAACAGGACGUAUGAUAGGCCUAGAUAUGACAAUACACAAAUAUUCAAGACCGACUUCCAGUCUUCAAUAUUACCAUGCGAGAGAUCUGGUUCUAGACUGGUACCGUUAUGACAUAAAAUAAUUUUAUCAUUAGAUCAUUCAUACUUCGAUUGUUGGCGAUAUAAAUCAAAAACCUUCAGGGUUUAUAGUAUUUUUCUUGGACACGUAGUGGACAUAACGAUCGUUUUGUUGUUCUUUGUAUCGAUUUGAAGAAAUCACUUUUCUCUUUGAUUACUGGAUCAAUUGCUUUGACAUUUUCAGUGGUUAAA
Molecule: messenger RNA, 2830 nt
Organism: Styela clava
Lineage: Eukaryota; Metazoa; Chordata; Ascidiacea; Stolidobranchia; Styelidae
Source: RefSeq, a predicted model, not a curated record